CGUGCUCUAAAUACUUCCCGUACAGCAAUAACGCGGCAUGAUCCGAGAUUUGGAGGUUAUGUGGGUGUUGUACCGUUCAAAAAGCUGCUAAUCGAACACUCGUGUCAGGUGCUACGGGGAAGCGAUUAGAGAAAGUAUACCGCAUGUAACAUGCGGCGGGUGUAAUAAAGGAAACACAAGUACCGCGAACCACCGAGAAAUUCGUUUUCUUACAGUUGAGCAAACGGUCGUUCGUAUUCAUUCCCUUGAAAUACUACAUGUGAUAAACAUAGCAGAAUAUUGAAAGAUGGCGGGUACAAGUUGCUCCGCUUUUUCUCAUGACGGAAAAUAUUUAGCACAUUGUGGUAGCGACGGUAAAUUGAAGAUCUGGGAGACAGCUACAAGCAGAUUGAAACAGGAAUACACACCAAAUUUACAUCUGUCAUCGCCCUGCAGUGUCCUAGCGUGGAUCUCCGUUACCCGUCAAUCAACCUCCAACUCGGUUUCGCCAUGGAAGAAGCGAAAGAGAAAAUCUGUAACCGAGGAGCCGGAGAGCAUAGGAAUGGUUGCGAUGGGUUCGGUCAACGGGAAUGUCAUUCUCUACGACGUGGCGGCUGCCGCAGUUAGUAAACAAUUGGAGGUGGGCCACACGGGAGUAAUAACAGCAAUCGACUGGUCGGAUUGCAGCGGUUUAUUCACAGCUGCCGAAGACAAGAUGAUUAUCCACUGGAAUAUCCAGGACGAUUGCGUCAAGGCCAAGUUUAAGUCUGGUAAAGAAAAAGUCACGGCUAUCGCCAUUGUUCAUGGUGAAAAUUCCAUCAUCUCAGCUGGAAAAACUAUCAAGUGGUGGGAUUUAUCGACCCAGCGUGUCAUUACGAGCUUUACGGGACACACCAGCUAUGUAACUUCUCUGAACCCUAUAAAAAUGAAUGGCAAAAGUAUCUACCUUAUCAGUGGAGCCAGCGGCGAUAGACAAUUAAACAUUUGGUCAUUAAAUAAGGAAAAUAAGGACAGGAACUCCGUGGCCAUAUUAGUGAUGCAGGAUGAGGCCACUUCGGUAACGGCGCAGGUUGUCGCAGAUUCACAAGUCGAGGUAUUGGCAGUGACAAGGUCUGGUAAAGCCCAUUUAUUCAAGCAUCAACCAAACGGGCGAGGUUCCAAGCCUCUUAAACCGACACUUGAAAUUGUUGUCAAUUCAACUCGUGGUCAGAAAGAAACUGUUCAACAAAUUCAAAUUUUAACUGCUAAACUGACGGAAGACUCGCAGCUGCUUUUGGCAUAUGGUUCAUACCUCAAUGUAUCUUUCGAAAAAGUUACGCCUGAUUUUUCAGAGAAAGUACAAUGUCUUAUGAGGCUCGGUGCAAAGAUAUCGAAGGAAAGAAAUGAUCUCGCAGUUUCCAAAAUUAAACCUACGGAAGUCGACGGAGAGGUCCAAUAUUUAACCACAGGAACAGCCACUCCGAUAGUGAAAAGGAGUCGAUCGAAUGCAGCAGGUUCACAACUACCAAUGGAAGUUAGAUUAGAAAAUCUCAGUUUAAAAACAGCAGCUAACACACCGGGCGAAGCACCUACAAAAGCUACCAAUAUGGCACAACUACUCAUGCAAGGUUUACAUAGCAAAGACAAAACUAUACUUCGCGACGUGUUGAUGAGGCGAGAUGAAACUUUGAUUAAAAACACGGUAUCGAGGCUACCAGUUGAGACGAUUGCUCCAUUGCUCAAGGAGCUGACCAUCUUAAUGCAAGGGAAAGCAUACACGACCAAAAUAGCCAUUACCUGGCUCAAAAUGUUGGUUCAGCAUUUUGCGGGGCAUCUGUUAUCCUAUCCAGACAUUGGUGACUUAUUGGGACCCAUUCUAGGUACUGUGGAUGCAAAAUUGAGCCUGUUGCCACAAUUGUGCAGGCUCAAAGGGCGCGUUGCUCUUGUUACUGGUCAAAUCACACAAGCAGCUGAAAAACGGGAAAGAAUCAACGAGGAGAGUCUCCUUGUUUAUCAAGAGCCAGAUUCUUCAGAUGACGACACUGAGGUAGAGGAACUGGCAACUGGAAGUGAAUCGGAUGAUAUUUGGGAAGAAGCUUCUGACCAGGAGGCAAACCAAGAAGCUGAUGAAACCCAUAAUCAACCAGGUGACAAUGACGAAGACGACAAUGACGAGAGUGACGAUGAAGAUGUUGGUGAGGACAGUGACGAUAUUUCAAUGUCUAGUUGAACUUGUAAAGAAAACAGACAAAAGUAAAACUGCGGCAAUUUUUUCACAAGAAAAUGUCUGGAUUAAUUCGUUCAAGUAAACCUUUUAAAAUCACUUCGCUACCUUGAAAUGAAAACGGAGGAACGUGAUUUUGACUAACGAAUCUUCUUUCUUUUACCCGUAACAGAAUGUAUGACAUAACAAAAGCGCGAAGAAGCUGAAUAAUUUUACUGUUUCGUAAAAGACUGCGAAUACAUCAGGGCUAAUUUAUGUUGACGUUUUUUUUAUGUACGUCGAUUCAGUGUUUGCUCAGUAUGAAGACUUGUUGCAUUAUAUUUUUUUUAAAUGUAAAUAUAAAUUGUAGAUCGUUAAACUUGUUUUGCGGAAAGAAACAAAUUUACCAAAUUUUCUUAUUUCUUUUACCAUUUUCAUUUUUUACUGACUUUUUUUUCUGACUUUUUUUUCUAAGUAAUGAAUUAAUUAAAGUAUAUAGACAUAUCUACUUUAAAUUUUUAAUUCUAGCGUUUUCUGUUGAACUUGUUCAGGCUAAUCGUCUCUUUCAGUGGCUGUACCUGUGCACUAGGAAUUCUAAUAAAAUCACACCCAGUGCGUGCCAAGUAUAGCCAGUGAAAGGACACUGGUGUGUUACCGAUUCUCAUUGAAAUACGAAAAUUUGCUGAAUUUAACUAACCAUUGCUAAUUGCAGUAUACAGUUUGCAAAAAUUGAUAAAA
This is a messenger RNA of Diprion similis, 2899 nucleotides long. RefSeq names its product WD repeat-containing protein 43. Gene Ontology annotation, cellular component: nucleolus. Gene Ontology annotation, biological process: maturation of SSU-rRNA from tricistronic rRNA transcript (SSU-rRNA, 5.8S rRNA, LSU-rRNA). The record is from RefSeq and is a predicted model, not a curated record. The transcript is spliced from 6 exons. The coding region runs from base 287 to 2188 and encodes 633 amino acids. Lineage: Eukaryota; Metazoa; Arthropoda; Insecta; Hymenoptera; Diprionidae. Gene Ontology annotation, molecular function: protein binding.